Lampris incognitus (smalleye Pacific opah) is the source of this 3516-nucleotide messenger RNA. RefSeq names its product MTSS I-BAR domain containing 2a (gene mtss1la). The coding region runs from base 501 to 2840 and encodes 779 amino acids. Gene Ontology annotation, cellular component: actin cytoskeleton; cytoplasmic side of plasma membrane. Lineage: Eukaryota; Metazoa; Chordata; Actinopteri; Lampriformes; Lampridae. The record is from RefSeq and is a predicted model, not a curated record. The transcript is spliced from 15 exons. Gene Ontology annotation, molecular function: phospholipid binding; actin binding. Gene Ontology annotation, biological process: cell projection assembly; plasma membrane organization.
CAACGGAGCGCGCGCUCCCGCGACUCGGCCAGACCGGUGACUGGUCGGUUCCUCUUCUCAGACCGGUGACUGGUUCCCCACUCAGACCAGUCAGCUCCGUUCAUCCGCAGCAGCACCAUGGCAAAAACAACAAGUACACGCACCCUCCCGGUUUCCUACAGUCUGUGAACUCGGGUCCGGGCCGUGCGUGAUUCCCACUGACGGCCGACGGGGAGAAGCACCGACCGACCGACCGACGGACCCACCCGGCGUUUACUGAACCGCACGUUUCUUCUUCUUCUUCUUCUUCUUUUUACACGGGGGUUACAAACUGUGGGUUGCAUCGCACCCCCCCCCCCUCACCCGCUUUCCCUCUGUGGCAGAAAAAGGACAACGAAGGACGAAUGAAAAUACCGUGUUUUCGGAUGCCGAAGUUAGCUCAUCAGUUGGACGUCUGAUUUUUUUUAUUUUUUGGGAACAUUUUCGUGCAUCGCUUUGCAGACGUUUCCCUUGCUGCCGACAUGGACUCGGUGGAGAGGGAGUGCGGAGCCCUGGGUGGAUUAUUCCAGGCCAUCGUCAACGACAUGAAGAGUUCCUACCCGGUAUGGGAGGACUUCACUGCCAAGGCAACAAAGCUGCACUCCCAACUCAGGACCACAAUUCUGGCAGCGGUGGCCUUUUUAGAUGCCUUUCAGAAGGUGGCGGACAUGGCUACCAACUCCAGAGGCGCCACCCGGGAUAUCGGCUCAGCGUUGACGAGGAUGUGCAUGCGACACCGCAGUAUUGAGACAAAAUUACGCCACUUCACCAAUGCUCUUAUGGAGGGCCUUGUCACACCGCUGCAGGACAGAAUAGAGGAAUGGAAGAAGACGGCUAACCAGUUGGACAAAGACCAUGCCAAAGAAUACAAGAGAUCCCGCCAAGAGAUCAAAAGGAAGUCAUCGGAUACCAUGAAACUCCAAAAAAAGGCCAGAAAAGGGAGGGGUAACCUGCGCCCCCAGCUGGACAGUGCCAUGCAGGACGUCAGCGAUUUGUACCUGCUUAUGGAGGAGACAGAGAGGCAGGCGGUGCGCAGAGCCCUCCUAGAAGAGAGGGGGCGCUACUGCACAUUCAUCAACCUACUCCAGCCAGUUGUGAAUGGAGAAAUUGCCAUGCUUGGAGAGAUAACACACUUGCAGGCCAUUGUUGAUGACCUCACGGUGCUCACUGAAGACCCCCACAAACUGCCACCAGCUAGUGAGCAGGUGAUCCGAGACCUGAAGGGCUCGGACUACAGUUGGUCCUACCAGACCCCUCCCUCAUCCCCCAGCAGCACUGGCUCCAGGAAAAGUAGCAUGUGCAGUCUUCUCCAGAUGCCAUCAGCCGGCGCCCACCGUCUCAGCAGCGUCUCCUCUCAUGACUCGGGCUUCGUCUCUCAAGACGCCAACGCUCACUCCAAACCCCCCUCGCCAAUGCCCUCUGACAUCACCAGCCAGAAAUCAACAAGCUCGGCCUCCUCUGAGGCUUCAGAAACCUGCCAGUCUGUCAGCGAGUGCAACUCUCCCACAGCGUUUGGCUCAUGCUCAUCCUUCGGUACAUUCCGCCCUGCUUUCUCUCACACUGGCAACAUCAGGCCUCUCUCUGUCAUACUUCCUGCGUCCCCCACAUUUAACCACUCCCCCGGAUCCAACACCCCCUCACCCACAUCAAAGGUUCCUAGCUGGAAGGAUUGGGCCAAAUCGAGUUCGUAUGAGCCGUCUUUGGCUACCACGCUCCAGCGUAGGCGGGAAUCUCUGGAUAGGAUGAGAGAGCAGGAAACUCCAACUAGUCCACAGGGAUAUUCAGGGAUGCAUUCAGAUGAUCCCCACCGGUCUAGGAUUAUGCAGGGAGCUAUUGCCGCAAAGCAUGGUGAGCCCAUCUCCCCGGCAGCUAGCACCCUAGCUAUGGUUCUGACCCGGGGGCUGAGUAUUGAACAGCAAAAGAGCAGCAGAGACUCCCUGCAGUACUCCAGUGGAUACAGCACCCAGACCAACACGCCGUCUUGCUCCGAGGACACCAUCCCCUCACAAGGUUCGGACUAUGAAUGCUACUCUCUGAACGGGGAUGCUGACAGCGAAGGGCAGGCAGACUUCGACAAGUCCUCCACUAUACCGCGCCACAGCAACAUCGCUCAGAACUACCGUCGUAUGAUCCAAACCAAGAGGCCUGCCAGCACCGCAGGCCUGCCAGCGGGUAAGAGCUCGCAGGGGGCCACAAAUGGCGCCACAGGGGCCGGCUCAGGAGCCGUCACCUCUGGGACAGCCACGAUCCGCCGGACCCCAUCCUCCAAAACUGGGGUGAGACGCACCCCAUCCACAUCGGGCCCCAUCCCCAUCCGACCCCCUAUUGUCCCAGUUAAGACCCCCACAGUCCCAGACUCCCCCGGCUAUCCUAGCCCGACCCAGCAGCGCGCUGGCAGUGAGGAGUUUCUUUACGGUGAUGAAGUCGCCGCCACUGAGUACAUGCGAGCCUCUCCCAAGCGGCUUAGCUUGCCCGACACAACCUGGGGCUCUGGAGUUGGGCAGGACAGGACGGUUUAUGCCCAGCAGCACCCUGGGAUGGUUGCCCACAGCGUUGAGGAAGAUCCCCUGCUUGCUGCCAACCGCCACAGCCUGGUGGAGAAGAUAGGAGAGUUGGCGGCCAGCGCACACGCCCUGGGUGAGAGUCAGUUUCCUUUCCCCAGUCUGAUACCCGGAGACCCGGCUCAGUCUAACCCCUCUGGGCCCAAGGAUCGGUCCUCCUCGCUGCAGGAGGACGUGGAUGUCCUGGUGUCUAUACGGCGUGGGGUGAGGCUCCGUAAGGCAGUUACAGACGACAGGUCGGCCCCCAGGAUCCUGCGGUAGCUGGUUUGGAGAAGAAGGCUGUGGUGCAGCGGGGGAUGGUGUCCUUACUAACAAGCUGAGGCUACGUAGUGAAAUGUCACAACACUCAUGUAAUACAUGAGCAGACUCGACUGACGGAGAGGACUAAAUACGGACAGAGGCCAAUAGAUAGAAGAAAUGUAUAGAAGGGAAAAUUAAUGGCCGCGGAUAAUGUCAAGCCAUGUCGUUUCAUGUCAUGUAUGUAUUGCGUACGUACAAAAGUAACCCAUAAUAUUUUGGUUGUAUUAUUCCUUUUUUUUUUUUUUUUUUUAAUCUGUGGGCUUUGUGGCUGUGCUUCUCUCUGUUCCCUCGGUCUCCAGUCAAUUUGCCCCAGGUUGUCCCUUUAGCCACAAUGAUCAAAAGGUCACUAUUGUAGGGAGUGAAUGCUUUGUCUUUAUUCUUCCUGUUAUUAUUAUUAUUAUUAAUGACCAUUUCUUAAUUAACACAUUCACCUGUCAGUGGUGGGCUGAAACUGCUCUGUGAGCCUGUCUGUAUGUUGUGUUUCAUCUUCAUUACUGUACCUCUGUCGUGUUACUGUUUUGUUUUAUAACCUGAACACCAACUGUGUAGGUGAUGUAAAUUAGGAGCAAUAUGGCCGUGUUUUUAUUGCUGUACUGUAAUGUCAAUAUAUUCGGCAAUUAAAAUGGCUUUUUAUUGU